AGGACGGGGUGGUGGAGAGGAACGGUUACCGGCGAACCUGCCCCAGAGGGUCAGUCCCGCGGAGGGAAGGAGGCGUCAGGGUGUGUGUGGGAGAGCGGCCUUGAACGGGUUUUUCUCCCCUUCAUUCCGCCUCGCCAGAGCUUGUGGCGGGAAGGGGCGGUUGGGCUCAAAGGGCCUGACGGAGCCGCGCUGGAGGAGCGCGCUGCCGCCUCAGAAAGUUUGAAGAGGAGGAGGAGGAGGAGCCCUGAAGGCAGAACGGCAGGUGGCUGAAGGCGGUUAAACUCCUCCUCACUGGUCUGAUUUGCAGAGCAUGGGCUAAACACUAUGACCCUCUCUCGUGUCGAAAAUUCCUGUUUUCUGCUCUUUCUGUUCGUCUUCCAAGCAAUAUUUAUCCUGAUAUUGUACCGAGGUGGACCUUCAAAUGUGUUUCGUGGGUUUUUAGACUCGCGUCAGAUUCUGGAUUAUUCAAAAACUCAUGAUGUGUACACGAACCUCAGCUUGUUCACCCAAGCUCCUAAUGAAGAGGCUAUGCCGUACUGCUCAGCGCAGUCACCGAUAUUUGUUGGUCCAUUAACCAUCACCUUCAGGGUGCUCCCUAGUGAAAGAAUGAUCAUCAAAAAAAAUCCUUUUGUUCAGGCCGGUGGCCGCUACAGGCCACCUCACUGCUUGGCCCGCUACAAAUCAGCCAUCCUUGUAGCCUACAGGAACCAGGAGAAGUACCUUCACCAUCUUCUCUACUAUAUUCACCCUUUCUUGCAGCGCCAGCAGCUCAGUUACAGUAUCUACUUGAUUCAGCAGGUGGGGAACGGUACAUUUAACCGAGCAAAGCUGCUUAAUGUUGGUGUCCGGGAAGCCCUGAAGGAUGAAGACUGGGACUGCCUUCUCCUGCACGAUGUGGACCUAGUACCUGAGAAUGAUUAUAAUCUCUAUGUUUGCGAUGAAUACUAUCCCAAGCACAUGGCUAGUGCCAUGGAUAAGUUUCAGUACAUUCUGCCUUAUAAGUCCUUUUUUGGGGGUGUAUCUGCUCUGACUCCAGAACAUUACAUGAAGAUGAAUGGGUUUCCAAACACGUACUGGGGCAGUGGUGGUGAAAAUGAUGACAUUGCUACAAGGAUUCAGUUAGCAGGAAUGAAAAUAGUCCGGACAUCACCUCACCUUGGACGCUACAAAGUGAUGGACUACAGUGGAGAGGAGACCCAAGAGCCUUGGAGGAGGCCCCCUUCCCGCCACAACACCAGGAAAACAUGGAAAGAUGAUGGAAUGAAUUCAUUAGAAUUCAAGCUCCUUUCCAGGACAAAGCAUCCCCUUUAUACCAACAUCACUGUGGACAUUGGAUAUGUUCCUCCAUUUUCUUAAGAGAAUGAAGACAAAAGCAGAGUUUGGGCUGAUGGCAGCACGCACACGGGCAUUCAGCCUCUACCUCCUGUUGUGGGGUCUGCACCACCUGAGACGAAACCUUCUGUCUUCCAUGCAUUUCACUUCUGUUUAGGACUUAGAAGAAAAGGCUUCAGGAACAGCAUAUGAUGGCUAAGAAAUAAUCUGUGUCUUACUGUAGAACUAACUACUGAGCCAGACCCAGCCCUCAGGCCUUGAGGAUCAAGGUCUCCUUGUAAGCUGACUCAAAUCUUCUGGAACCUUUGUUCCACAGCUGGAUAGCUCUGGCCUGCUUUUGUACUAAAGUGUUAAAUCAGGAUACAAGCCAUUCUGUCAGACAGGCCUCAAGUGCUGUAUUUUGAGGAAGUGUUGAAGCCUGCUAUAGUUCUGUAAAUACCUUUUGUGAAUUUGAGUACAAUAAAUUGAGUUACAUGUUUGGGUUAAGAUUUUCUAGAAUAUCUAUUAAGCCUAAUAAAGGAGAAAGUCGCCCUGAAACUAGAGAAAACCAGAGCUUAAGCCCUUGUUUUUUUUCUGGUGCAAACCAUCAGUGCUUAAAUGUUUCUAGUGUAGCUCUAAGUAGUUCAGGCUGAGACCUGCAGCUGUCACCUGACCUAACCUGCUCAGAGUAGGGAAAUUAAUUUCAGCUGUUGUUCAAACAUUAAUUAGCCCUCAAGGUUGAUCCAUCUUCAACAGAAAAUACUUCUGAGGAGGUAAAUACUAGUUUUUCUCCUUAGUAUAGCUGUGACCCUGGCAGGAAUGCAUUUGUGCUUACCUAACUGAGGCUGACAGUGCCUGCCCAAGCCCUUGCCCCUUCUCUGUAAGGCAGGCAGUAGCACUGCCUACCAGGUCGUUGUUUUGUCAGCAUGACAUAGGGUAUUUUUGCUUGUUACUUGUAGAUAUGAAAAUCCCCUGUUCACUGAAGAGCUGCAUCUAUCCCACUAACACCUCAGAACUUAAAGUUUGUCUUCUCUACAGUUGGAAUAAUAAGUCAACCAGCCAGAGAUUCAUUCUUCAAUAUUACAGUAAGCAGAAGUUACUUUUUGUCAUGUAAUUCUUAACACAUUGUGUCCUAAAAGACUCUCCCAA
Molecule: messenger RNA, 2460 nt
Organism: Athene cunicularia (burrowing owl)
Lineage: Eukaryota; Metazoa; Chordata; Aves; Strigiformes; Strigidae
Gene: B4GALT3
Product: beta-1,4-galactosyltransferase 3
Exons: 7
Coding region: 325-1356 (343 amino acids)
Biological process (GO): carbohydrate metabolic process
Molecular function (GO): glycosyltransferase activity
Source: RefSeq, a predicted model, not a curated record